GCCGAGAGAGAACUUUUAUUAGGAGUAUCCCGUCUUCUUUGGUGUUUUAGAAUAGAAAAUGCAUCACCAUUAGAUAAGGGUGGUAAGCCAAUACCAAUUAAUUUAGAUAAAGCACAUUUUGCUAUUACUGUUUGGCCCGAGGACUAUCAUAUUAGAUUAGUAAAAAGACAUGAUAAUGUCGAAAGG
This is a messenger RNA of Dentiscutata heterogama, 186 nucleotides long. The record is from the annotation of a GenBank genome assembly. NCBI's taxonomy places the organism in Eukaryota, Fungi, Glomeromycota, Glomeromycetes, Diversisporales, Gigasporaceae.